Ananas comosus (pineapple) is the source of this 1525-nucleotide messenger RNA. RefSeq lists its product as uncharacterized. The coding region runs from base 635 to 1285 and encodes 216 amino acids. The record is from RefSeq and is a predicted model, not a curated record. Lineage: Eukaryota; Viridiplantae; Streptophyta; Magnoliopsida; Poales; Bromeliaceae. The transcript has 2 exons.
AAAAAAAAAAAAAAAAAAAAAAAAAGAAAAGCACCCACCAACAUUCCCCCAAAGAAGUCCUGAGCUCCACCGAGCUCCGCCACAUCCUCUCCCGUCAACGGCAGCCGCGCCCCGAGCUCUACUGAGCUCCUCCAUGUCUCCGCCCGCCUCGUCUUUGUGCGACAUCGACGGCACCCCCACAUGUAGGCGCGACCCACCGAGCGCCCCCGAACUCCGCUUCGUUCUCCCUCAUCGUCGGCGGCCGCGAUGCUCGACUACCGAGCGCCCCCGAGCCUCCAUCAAGCCCCUCUUCGGCAAUCUCUGCGUCGCCAAAGCCGUCGCUCCAUCACCCGAGGCGUCAAGGCCGCCUACGCCGAUGACGCCCGCUCCAAAGCCGCCCGUGUCGCCCCAAGACGACCUCGACCCACGACGUCAAGUUCGUCGGCCCCUGCGCCCGAGGCCAUCGCUCUGAGACCGCCCGCGCCGAAGCCGCCCGCCUUGAGGCUGUCAACCCCGAGGCCACCAUGAUCCUCGCCGAGUUCGGUUGUGCACCACCGCUUCCUCUUCGCAGCCUGUUCCGAGAUCAUGACGCCAUCAUCUCUGGCCACAAAGAGACUCUGAGGCAAAACCACCACGUGUUCAACGAAAUGCCCGAAUGAAGCGGCGACCCCAUGAAGCCGUCGUGGUCCUCGCCGGACGCAGCCGCGUCUUCUGCUCCGGUGCCGACCUCACCGCCACCGAGAAUAUCUUUAAGAGCGACGCCAAAUACCCUGCCAUAGACCCCGCCGUGUCGUGCCCGCCUCCACCGAUCUGCCUGAAGCCGCGCCACCCGCGGCCGAUAUUUUCGAAGCCGCGCCACCCGCGGUCGAUCCGCCCGAAGCCGCGCCACCCGCGGCCAAUUCGCCGAUGCCUAUGCCGAGCCGCCGCCCAUGACUCUGCUCGUGAUCUCGGCCGAUCCGUCGACACCCGCGCGCCGUCGUCGACUUUGAUGGCUCGAACCCGAGGAGUUCCCUCUGAUGCCGCGUCACUCCACCUCGAAGGCCGCAGCCCCGUCGAUGCCACGUCGCUGUUGUGGCCUUUCACCGCUGCAGAGCGUCGCCGUCACGGCCCUCCUUCGUCGCGGUCUCAGAUCCGUGGCUCCACUGUCAGGUCACAGCCCCAGUGGAGCUCCGUCAUCAACAAAGCCGCCAGCUGCUCGACGGCGAUCCUGAGAGAGAGAGCGGUGCUCUCCUCUCAAACGGAUUCCGCACGCCAAGUGCCUGAUGUGCCCGGAGUCCGCCCACCAACCGCUCGACGGCGAACCUGAGAGAGAGAGCGGUGCUCUCCUCUCAAAUGGGUUCCGCCCGCCAAGUGCUCGAUGUGCCCGGAGUCUGCCCACCAACCGCUCCGACGACGAUCCUGAGAGAGAGAGCGGUGCUCUCCUCUCAAACGGAUUCCGCCCGCCAAGUGCUUGAUGGGUUCCGCCCGCCAAGUGCUCGAUGUGCCCGGAGUCCGCCCACCAACCGCUCCGACGACAAAUCCGAGAGAGAGCGCGGUGCUCUCCUCU